Molecule: messenger RNA, 1503 nt
Organism: Purpureocillium lilacinum
Lineage: Eukaryota; Fungi; Ascomycota; Sordariomycetes; Hypocreales; Ophiocordycipitaceae
Molecular function (GO): hydrolase activity, hydrolyzing O-glycosyl compounds
Source: RefSeq, a predicted model, not a curated record
AUGCUGUCCAAAUCUCUUAUUGCGGCGUCGCUGUGGGUGGUAGGGCUGCACCCGACCAUUGUGGUUGCCCAGGAUCCCGAGGGUUGGUACAAGUCUCAUCCAGGCAUGUCCCGUAUCAGCCAGGUGAACCAAGACACACACCAGAUCAUUGAUGAGUUUGGGCGAACGCGGUUCUUCCACGGAACCAAUGUUGUGAUGAAGCAGCCACCAUGGUAUCGGCCACUGGAGUGGGUGCCAGGCGUAUCAUCGUUUGGCCAGCAAGACGUCAAAGUCUUGCAAGACUUGGGCCUGAACGUUGUGCGGCUGGGACACAGCUGGGCCGGCGCGGAACCCGAACGUGGCCAGUACAACCAAACGUUUCUGGAUAUCAUGAAACAGCAGACGAAGCUGGCGGAGGACCAUGGACUUUACGUUCUGGUCGAUGUACAUCAGGACUGCUUGUCGCGACAGUUUUGCGGCCAUGGCACACCCGAUUGGUUUGCCAAGAGUGACUGGGUAUCAAAGGGCAAGAUGUAUCCGUUUCCCCUCAAACUGACACCGUUCCCCGUGGAUAAAAAUGGCUUCCCAACGCCCCAGUCGCUGUGCGACACAGUCGACUGGUCUUUGAGUUACACGUCGGUGGCGCUGGGCAACGCGUUUGGGAGGCUGUACAACAACUACGACGGCCUGGGGGACGCAUUUGCGGCCUACUGGAAAAAGCUCGCGUCGGAGUACAGCACAACGGCCAACGUCGUCGGGUACAAUCUGCUCAACGAGCCCUGGGUCGGCGAUACGUGGGCUGAUCCGACACUCCUUGUGCCAGGCGUUGCCGACCACAAAGCCAUGGAAGGGCUUUGGAACCGCGCGGCGACGCAGAUUCGCAGCGUGGAUAACGACACACUCAUCUGGUUUGAAGGCGCUACCCUGGAUGUCCUGUCGGGCUUCAACAAUGUCCCGCUCGGGGACGGCUCGAAGUCGGUGCACUCGUUUCACUACUACAAUCCUCCACAAUUGGGGUCCAUCUCCACCACGCUGGAUAAUCGCCGUAAAGACAACGAACGUCUCAAGACCGCGGGCGUGCUCACCGAGCUCACAUUCUGGAUGGGCGAUGAUAAACAAAUGCAGGGCCUGGCUGACGCCAUGUCGGCAACCGACGAAAAGAUGUUUUCCUGGAUCGGCUGGGCGUACGAGAACCUGUACAACGGCACAUCAGGGCAGCCCUACCCUGAGCUGGCGACGCACUACAGCCGUGCCUACCCCGCCGCCGUUGCUGGAACCCCCACAAGCUUCAGCUUCUCCGAAAGCUCGGGCACUUUGAAACUGCAAUUUACGAUCGACACAAACAACAAGGCGCCGACCGAGAUCAUCUUGCCCCAGUCUCAGUUUCCGAACGGCUACAGUGUCCAGAUCUCGCCCAGCGGCAGCUUGGUGCAGUACUCGCGGGACAAACGUACUCUGGCCCUGUUUACAUCAAGCAGCAUCAAGAGCGCCACCGAUGUCUCUGUCACCGUCACCCGUAAAUAG